AUGGCCGCGAGCGAGGUACACAACUCGUUGCCCCCCGCCCAGCCCUCCUAUAUCUUCCGCGGCCACACAGCCCAUGUGCACGCUGUGCUGUUUGUGCGCCAGAACACCCGUCUUUUAUCCGGGGAUGCGGACGGCUGGGUCGUGCUGUGGAAGCUUGCCUCCAAGAGACCCGUGGCUGUGUGGAAAGCACACGACGGGGCGAUUCUGGGCUUCGCAGAAUGGGGGCCCGAGAAGCUUAUAACACACGGCCGCGAUAAUGCACUCAAAGUCUGGCAACUCCGCGUCGCCGAUGAGCACACUUUCUCGCCUGUACCCCCGGCCGACAAUCUCAGUGCAGUGCGUCCGCAGCCAUGGUUACUGCACUCCCUGGGUGUCAAUACCCUAAACUUCUGCUCGUUUUCCAUGUGCCUUGAGCAACCAGCAACAGAUCCUUCAAAGGACCAGUCCGUGGCAGGACAGGGUGACACGAAAGAUAGCACCACAGGUUCGAUUCUGGUGGCUGUACCGGGCACAGAUGACAAGAAGGUCGACAUCUUCCAGCUUCCAAGUGAGCAGAGGAUACACACCGUGCCUCGCGUUAUAUCAAGUGAUACUGGUAUGAUCAUGGCCUUGAAACUCAUCCGCUAUCCAUCCAACCAUCUCCUCGUCCUCGUCGGUUACGAAAGCGGUCACACCGCAAUCCACCAACUUGAAACGCUCUCUCACGAUACGCCUCCGGCUAAUUGGAGCACCAUCUUCCCAACUUGGCAUCUUGUCUACCUCAGCCAGCCUCACUCCCAGCCGGUCUUGUCUCUCGACGCUACCCCGGACGCCUCAACUUACUUCACCUCCUCUGCCGACGCCAUCAUCGCCGCUCACCGCAUUCCAAACCCUGAAAUCUUGCAAAAAGAGCAAGAAAAACCACCGCCAUUCCCUACGGCUUCUCAAAGCUCAGCUACUCCACAUAGUUCCUCUACUCCUGCGCUACCUCAGUCUUCGACCAAAGUCCAAGAUGCCCAUAAGGUAUCCAGAACCAAGCACGCAGGCCAGCAGUCUCUCCGCGUGCGCUCCGAUGGUCGAAUCUUCGCGACCGCGGGAUGGGAUGGGAGAGUAAGGGUCUACAGCGCGAAAUCACUGAAAGAAGUCGCCGUGCUUAAGUGGCAUCGAGAGGGCGUGUUCGGCGUUGCAUUUGCACAGACCUUCAAUCAACUACUCUCCUCUGCUGUCACCCCUGUUAUUAGCAAGAGCAUUAAUGACGGCCGUGCCGAGGACGACACAGAGACGUUAAGAACACAGGGCCACGUCAGCCCCUACGCACCUGCAUCCUCAGCACCGGCGCCGAAAGGGAUAGGCAACAGUGGAGAGGGAGAGAACUCUGCAUCCACGGAGCCCAAAGGGCCCGCCUAUCCCAUCCACCCAACUCCAAGUCCCUCUCCAAAAGACCCAAAACCAUCUGCGAACACGAAAAGCGGUUCCUACGUCUCACCCUACAGCAUUUCCACUCCCACCCUGCCGCCCAACGCCGACGCCGUAGCCGUAGCAAAAGCAUCUUCAGCAUAUGUCUCCCCCUACAGCUCUUCCACCGCCAUCGCCCAGACGAUCGGAAAGGUUGCCACGAAACCCACAACACACACGUACAGUAAACCCUCUACCACCUCUGGGUUGGGCGCCUUGAAUCGGCCUAACCCCGUGCUUCCUUCGAACGCGUAUGUCUCGCCCUACCAAGAUAGUAGCGUGACUGGAGGAGGUGGAGGGGUAGAUGCGAUGAAAGAAUUAGAGCGUAAAAGGGAAGAGACAGAAGUAGCGCGGCAUUGGAUUGCAGCCGGCGGCAAGGAUGGGAAGAUCAGUUUGUGGGUUGUCUACUAAGCUGCUGAGAGCUAGAAAGGUUAUUCGAAUGAAGGGUCACGUGACGUGAUUCAUUCGCCCCAGGAGAGGGAGACUUUGUACAAGAAAGCUAGGUUAGGAGCCUGGCGGACAGAUGACUUGGAUCUUAGGUUUAUACUGUUUCAGACUCGGCUUUGAAGAUGCUAUAGCUGGCGUAAACAUAGUGAUGCGAUGAAACAGAACGGCAAUAGAGACAAUGUUGUGCAGAUCUUAAGCUCAUCUGACUGUAGAAUCUCAAGUCAGAAUGCCGAGAAGUGUAGAUACCAGAGUUUGUAAUUGGGGCUUCGCGGAUCAGAGCUACCUUAGUAAUUAGCCUUUUGAUUGGAGUCUGAUUUAUAGCUACAUUGUUUUAUCAUUAUCAUUAGGACAGGAGAGUGAGAAUCAGGGUGUGGGACUUCCGGUUUUGCUAGAGGUUGGCACGUUCAUGGGAGCUACAAUGGUGUUACCAUUAUGACAAAGUUAUAGGUAUUGGGUCUGC
Molecule: messenger RNA, 2341 nt
Organism: Mytilinidion resinicola
Lineage: Eukaryota; Fungi; Ascomycota; Dothideomycetes; Mytilinidiales; Mytilinidiaceae
Product: WD40 repeat-like protein
Exons: 3
Coding region: 1-1845 (614 amino acids)
Molecular function (GO): protein binding
Source: RefSeq, a predicted model, not a curated record